UGAAUUUCUUAUAAACAAAAUAAAAUCUUAUUACAAAUCAUGUCUGAAGCAUCUUAAUAGGAAAAAAAAGAGGGGAAUAUCGAUUGGUCGAAAGUGGAGUUCUUUUCACCAAUGAGAGAUAAGAGAUGUGCGUGCAAUAUAUCACAUAACAGAGUGUGGUGAAUGGACUCUAGAGCUCAAAUGAUAUGGGAAACGUAAAUGUCGAUUAAAAAUCCAACUUCUUGAAUCCUGGUUUAUGCCACUUCCGUGUUUAUCUAUUGCAUUCAUUAUUUUAUAGCGUCGAAUUAAAAGAGUAUCGUUUUCAGAACGAAGAAUGACUUCAGAAAAACUACCUUCGUCUGCUAUUAAAGCAGGUCAGUGGUGGAGGAAACGUUUGAAAAGUCUAAAUUCCAACAGCUGCGAUCCCAAUCAAGAUCUUGAAGAAGACAAAUCAAAAGCAACAAAUGAUGAGACCUCCAGCAAUGCAAGCUUGCCGCUGGAUCGAAAGAGAACUGCCACCUUAACAAGGAGAAAAACAUUUCACGUGGCAGACGAUUCGAAAGGUAUUAUAUUUCAUCCUGCUAAAAUUGGUAGACCUCGCCGAUCCAUUUCUGAUGAAAGUACUGUGUCAACCUCUGUUACCUCCCUCACUACCUCCCAUCAAGAACAACAGAGGGCUUAUCAUCAGGCUCUGCACAAAUUGUCUCAUGAUGAUCGCUGGAAGAAAGAAAUAGCUCUUGGUACUCGUGUUUCACUCUACAGAUUGUACAGAGAUGUCGGGAAAGGGAAUUUUUCGAAAGUCAAGAUGGCUGUUCAUUACUUGACCAAAGAGAAAGUGGCUGUCAAAAUAAUUGAAAAAGCCAAACUACAAGCGAAGAGUAAACAGAUGUUGAGCAAAGAAAUAUCUGCCAUGGAAGCUAUUCAACAUCCCCACAUCAUUAGACUCUACGAAGUCAUAGAGACACCGUCAAAACUUUUUAUUGCUAUGGAAUUUGCUGAAGGAGGAGAAUUAUUCCAUAAGGUUUCAAAUGGGGGAAAACUUCCCGAAAGUGAAGCAAAAGUUCUGUUCUCUCAACUAACCUCUGCUGUUUUUUAUCUACACAAGAACAAUAUAAUUCACCGGGAUUUGAAGGCUGAGAAUAUUUUCAUCUGUGGAAAAAAUACCAUAAAAGUUGGAGACUUUGGCUUCAGCACUAGAGUACAGAACCCAAAGGAGCAGCUGUUGACGUUUUGUGGUUCGCCACCCUAUGUUGCACCUGAAAUUUUUCAGAACGAGAACUACGUUGGUUCCAGCGUAGAUAUCUGGUCCUUGGGUGUCCUUUUAUACUUCAUGGUUUCCGCCGCUCUGCCCUUCAAAGGAGACACAGUGUCCGUGGUAAAGCGGAAGAUAUUAGCUGGCCAUUACAGUGUUCCUAAAUUUAUCACCCAGGAAUGCACAGAUCUCAUAAAUGGAUUGCUUCAACUGGAUCCCUCGAAGCGGCUGACUUGCAACCAAAUCAAGAGCUGUCAAUGGUUGAAAGGAGCCUUUUUUCCAUCUCCCGGAAAUGGGAAAAAUUCCAUUGUUCAAAAGGAAACCAAAGAAUUUCUAAACAGUUUGGGGAUAACUGAAAAUAUUUUGCAAGAACACUUGCCAAAAGGAGCUCGCAGCAAUGUCAAUGGAACCUACCGCAUAAUCAGUCACAAGAAAGAGGCAUUGUAUUCGGCAAAUGAUGGAAAACAUCAUAAUUCCAGAAAGAUUGUGAUAAGCUGCCCAACAUUUCAAUCCAAAACAUGUGUUAUUGUUUAAUUUUGUUUCCAACUUGGUUUUGUUUUCAUAAUUAUUCAGUAUUAAAAAUAUUUGUAAUUUGAUUUUGAUUUCC
This is a messenger RNA of Parasteatoda tepidariorum (common house spider), 1838 nucleotides long. Its product is annotated as serine/threonine-protein kinase NIM1. The record is from RefSeq and is a predicted model, not a curated record. Gene Ontology annotation, biological process: microtubule cytoskeleton organization; intracellular signal transduction; protein phosphorylation. Gene Ontology annotation, molecular function: ATP binding; tau-protein kinase activity. Gene Ontology annotation, cellular component: cytoplasm. NCBI's taxonomy places the organism in Eukaryota, Metazoa, Arthropoda, Arachnida, Araneae, Theridiidae.